UUCCAAUUUUCCAAAUUAGAUCGGUAGAUUCAAAUCAUCAUAGCCUCUCUCUCUCAUCUCCAUCGGCCAUUCGGUCUAUCUCCAAGUCUCCGAUUCCUCGUCGGCUCGUCCCUUCUCUCUAUCGACUGCAGUAGUUCCGGGCUUCCGGCAAACAGGCGCUAGUGAGCCACCGCUGCAAUUCCCGAAUUCCAGACGGCAGUGCCUCUGCGCCACAGUAGCAAUUCCCGACGGCAGUCCCUCUGUCGUAGCCCCACCAGCCGUUUCCCAUUUGUCUAUCUUUCAUUUCAUCUCUACACUGCCGGUGGAAGUUUUUCCAAUGCCCCAUUAAGCUCUCACAACAACACAGACCAAAAAAAAAAAACCUCCAUGAAUCUCCUACUCAAGCUUCACCUGAACUAUUAUCCUCCAAGACUUUUCCAGCUUUCCAAAACUGGUCUUCAUCCCCACACAUUAUCUCGCCAAACCCAUUUUAUUUCUCCAUCGCACGAUCCCAAAACAGACAUUUCUUGGGGAUACACUAAUUCCAAGCGUCCCAAGGCAUCGACUGUUCAGAGACCAGCUUGGAGUAGCGUAGCAGAACAGAGGCCGGAGGAGGGCGAUGGGUAUGAGUACUUGGCAAAAGAUGGGGAGGUUUUUCAGAAGACUCUCAGGCUUGUGGAGACUGCCAUGUUUGCCUCUGUUUCUGGGUUAGCCUAUCUCUUAAGCAAUUCUCUUGCGGUUGAGAAUUACUUCGGAUGUUUCUUCGCAUUACCCAUAGUAAUAUCCUCCCUGAGAUGGGGUGUUGCAGCCGGAAGAAAAACUAUGGUGGCGACUGUUGUGCUGUUGUUUGUCCUGUCUGGUCCAGUGAAAGCGAUUAACUAUAUGUUAAUGCAUGGUCUACUUGGGUUGACUAUGGGCUCUUUAUGGAGGUUGCGCGCUAAUUGGACGCAAUCAAUCUUCUUGUGUGCCCUUGUACUGUUUCCAUUCCCUCCAGUUUAAGUAUCUUUUCCUUUGCUCAGAAACUGGAUUCUUUUGGAACCUUGGAAAUGCUAGGGAAUAAAAAUAAGGGUGAAACUAGAAUGAAAGGGAAUUUAUAAUAAAUAAUGUAAAUUGAGGGGCUCCAUUUUAUAUAUUUGUUCAAGAUUAUUUUAUGUAUCCAUUUAAUUUUUUCUGAAGAUUUUUUGCAGGCUCGGGCAAUAGGUGCCAUAGGGUAUGUGCUAUUGUCUUCGUUUCUAAUAAGAGAAAACAUACUCCAAUUGAUUACCAUAAAUAUCCAUGCUUCCCUCUCGUACGUCCUCACAUCCAUUGGAAGCAAUUCAAUUCCAACAAUGGAUGUCAUAUACACCAUUUUCGGGACUCUGCUUCUCAUCAACUCGGCUUUCUUUGCGCUACUGCUACAUAUUCUGUAUGCAAUCUUCUUUGCCAAGUUUGGGAUGAAGGCUUCAUUGAGACUCCCCAAAUGGGUUGAGGCUGCAAUAUAAGAUAUGCAUCCUAAGAGUAGAGCUGAGCAGAGUGUGGGGUGGUGUCAAAUUUGUGUUGUAAUGGCUAAAGUGAAAGUAUAUAGUUGAAAUGAUUCCAAAGUGUGAGGGAGAAUAUGAUAAUCACAUAAUCACACUCUUUCAAACAGUUUCGAACUCUUUUUG
This is a messenger RNA of Cuscuta campestris, 1622 nucleotides long. NCBI's taxonomy places the organism in Eukaryota, Viridiplantae, Streptophyta, Magnoliopsida, Solanales, Convolvulaceae. The record is from the annotation of a GenBank genome assembly.